Molecule: messenger RNA, 2114 nt
Organism: Anolis carolinensis (green anole)
Lineage: Eukaryota; Metazoa; Chordata; Lepidosauria; Squamata; Anolidae
Gene: nmi
Product: N-myc and STAT interactor
Exons: 11
Coding region: 174-1451 (425 amino acids)
Cellular component (GO): cytoplasm
Source: RefSeq, a predicted model, not a curated record
UGAAACCGAAAGCAAAGCAAGGCUCAGCUGGCCUUGCCUUUCUCCGGCUCCUCCCCUUUCUUUCCUUCCAUGUGACGAUUUCUUGGAAAAGAGCAGCAGUGCUUUCUCUCUCCUGCUUGGCCAUCUCAAGACUUUCCCCUGCAGCUGCGACUUUAUCAACUGCUGCCCCGAAUAUGGAAGAAAGUAACAUUCAAGGAACACUUGUAAAUAAAAUGGAACCACUUAAAGAACCAGCACAAUUCAAGAAUGCAGAGAAAACUGAAACUCCAAGAGCAGUUGUAAAAAAGACAGGAAGUCUCACAGAGCUGGAAGCACUGAUGGCAAAUACUAGCAUUGAAGAACAUAAGACUUCAGAUCUACUUACAAAUGAAAACGGAAAACAGAGAGAAUUAGAAAAACUGAAGGAGAAUGUCAAAACAGCUGAAAAUCUGAAGUCGAACACGCUACUUUUAAAACUUGCUGCUGAUGAAAGAAGGAGAAAUUCUUUGGAUAAGCUGAGAGAACUAAAGGAUCGGGAAGAUAAGAUAGCUCUGGAGAUAAUAAAAACCCAAGAGGAAGCUAGGGUGAAAUUUUCUGAGAUAAAUGAACAAAAUGAUCAGUUGAAAAGGGAAAUCCAGGCCCUUAAAGCCAGACGUGAAGCAAAAAAUGCUAAGUGUGAAGAAUUUGCACAAAGCUAUCGGGUGAGAAAGGCCAUAGCAGAGAAAAAAAUGAAGUGUACACAGCUGGAGAUUAUCAAGAACCAAGAUGACGAUAUGAACAAUAACAUAUCCUGCCUUUUCCAUAUAGCUCCAAAAAUCCCAUUCAGGCUGAGCGAACAAGAAGCUGUCAUCACAUUUGAACAAGAAAGUGUUGCCCAGGGACUGAUUACAAAACAUCGUCACACUGUGAAGCUGGAAAAUGAUGAGGUAUUUCUGCGAGCUAUGCCUGCUACUCUAGAGACAGGACUAACAUUUGAGCUCCAUUCUAAGAUCUCUCUAAGAAAGCUUCAAGUUUCUAACAUCCCAGACCUAAAUAUCCCCAAGGAAUGGAUGAAAGACAAGCUGGAACUGCAUUUUUGCAAAACUAAAUUGGGUGGAGGAGUGCAGAAGGUGGCGUAUGACCCACAGUCACAGAUGGCUCUCAUUACAUUUGCGCAACCUCUAGCUGCUAAUGAUAUUGCACGUUGUGGGCAAAUUCCUUUCUAUACAAGUCAAUGGAUUUAUCCAGUCAUGGUAUCCCCUAUCAUACAGAAUCACCUGGAACAAUUUCAGAUAUUCUCAGGGAUUUCCAGAAAAACCAUCUUGUUAACAGGAAUCAAGGUAGAAGAGGAGGAAGAAGAAAGUGUGGAAGACAUGAUUGUGAUCCAUUUCCAGAAAGCCAGUAAUGGUGGUGGGGAAGUUGAACAUAUCAAAUAUUCCUCAGAGGGAGCCAAAAUUGCUUAUUUUGAGAACGACACAGAUGAUGCGAUAUGAGAGUCCGAGGAAGAGGCUGAAUCUUUGGCUCAUGAAAGCCAUGGCUCGUUUUCUGAUUUUGUUAAGGGCUUCAUAGAAUAAUACAAUAGCAUAGCUCAGAAAAUUACUCUGGAUAGUGUCGCUGAUUUUUUAAAUAUUCUACUAGACUGAAGAUGCAAUUUUGUGCUGGUUUACUCAGAUAUUAACCCAAAUGUGUUGAAUGGGCUUCCUCUCAAGCAGUGUCCACAGGAAUGCAGCUUAAAUUAUGUUGAAAGUGAUGGGACUUGUUCAAGAAUGAACACCUUGGUUCCAGUAGUUCCAAUGCUUUGGAUAUAGAUUUAAACCAUACUUAAAGUUCCAUUGAAUCAAUGGAUGUAACUUCUUUAUAGAGUUACAUGGAUACUUUAACAUGGAGCUCAGGUAAUUGAUUACUUACACAUACUACUGUACAAGCAGCUAGUUUAUAACUGAUUGUGUCAUAUAUGGUUUUGAUGUGAACACUGUGGAUUGAGACUGUCAAAGAAUGGGGCUACCUUUCUGAUAUGCAAGUAGUGGGUGUGAUCUGUGUAUUGAUUGUUUGAAAGCAAACUAUUUGCAGGUCCAAGGGGCAAUUAUAGCUCCAGUGACAACAAACACACAAGUAAUUUUAGUGCAGAAAAUAAAGCCACAAUUGUAUUGAUUACA